This is a messenger RNA of Cladocopium goreaui, 1350 nucleotides long. The record is from the annotation of a GenBank genome assembly. NCBI's taxonomy places the organism in Eukaryota, Dinophyceae, Suessiales, Symbiodiniaceae.
UUUUGGCCGCAGCCAUUCUCAGCCAUUGAAAGAUUUUAAAGCGCCCCAACAGCGCCAUGAAUGAAGGAAACGGCGGUGCGAAGCCACCUCAAGGCGAGAGUGGACACGUGAGCCGCGUGAGGCGCUUAGUCCAGAGCCGUGGCUUCAACGGCUUUAUCGCAUUGUUGGUAUUCGUUGAUGGCUGGACCAUAUGUCUUGAUGCUGAUGCACGUGCACGUGCCUUGGCCACACCUGCCUGGGCUCAGAUUGUCUCGAUUUUCUGCUUGGUUCUCUAUACCUUUGAGCUAGCCUUGAAGCUGGCGGUUGGAUUCGGACUUUGGGGUCAGAAACUGAACCUCUUCAUCAUUCUGACCGGAUAUUUGGAGAUCAUCCUGAGCCUGUCAGCGAAUCCUUCGGUCCUCCUGAGCGUGCUGCGUGCCGUGCGUUGCGUGCGGAUCAUCAAGCUCCUGGCAUCGCUUCGUGACGCAGGGCUAAGCAGCUUGACCCAGCUGGAGAACAUCAUGUUGCUGUGCAUGAAGGACCUUUUCUGGUCUUCGUGUUUGUGCUUCCUGAUCAUGACUUCCUUUGCGUAUCUAUUCGUUGAGAUCAUUAAUCCUUUGUAUCAAUCAACGGACGUGGACUUCCCUGUGUGUGAGCGCUGCCAUCGGGCAACCUCUUCCAUUAUGGAUGCGAACCUCUUCUUGUUCCAGACGGUCGUCGUUGGCGACAACUGGGGAGAGGUGGCUCUUCCUGUGAUCAACAACUUUCCUGGGUCUGCAGCGCUACUCAUCGGGGCCUACUUGACCAUCGUCUUUGGACUUCUGAACUUGAUCAUCGCCGUGGUGGUCAACUCUUUUCAGAACAUCCAGCAAGGAGAAGAGGCAGACGAGCUGGAAGCGGAUGAGACAUCUUUACAGAAGAUCUUUCAGGAGAUCGACGUGCAGGGCGAUGGGAAGUUGAACUAUGAAAACUUCCUGGAAGGAGCUGCGAAAAACCCCGACUUCAAGGGCCGCCUGGGACUCUUGAACAUCAAGCAAGAUGACCUGCGGGAUCUCUUCCAGCGGAUGGAUGUUGAUGGCAAACAGCUGAUCAAUGCUCAGCAGUUUAGCCGCGUACUGAGAUCCUACAACCGACAUGGCAAGUAUGACAUCGUACGUUGCAUUCUGCGGCAAGAAGAUUUGGCAGUAGCGAUAGACACUGGUUUCAGCAGGCUCACUGAUCGAAUGGACAAUCUUUCUUACAAGGGCUCUGGGUGCUGAGGGCCAAGAUUGAAUCUCACGCAAUCAACAGGGAAGUGAUGUGAGUUGCCGCGCCAAUUAAACGAUGCAAUGGCUCUGGACACCGCAAAUAGGUAUCCGAGGCCCAAAACAA